Messenger RNA from Pezoporus occidentalis (night parrot), 6118 nucleotides. It is a transcript of the gene ZNF711, whose product is annotated as zinc finger protein 711. Gene Ontology annotation, biological process: regulation of transcription by RNA polymerase II. The transcript has 9 exons. Gene Ontology annotation, cellular component: nucleus. The record is from RefSeq and is a predicted model, not a curated record. NCBI's taxonomy places the organism in Eukaryota, Metazoa, Chordata, Aves, Psittaciformes, Psittacidae. The coding region runs from base 2018 to 4441 and encodes 807 amino acids. Gene Ontology annotation, molecular function: metal ion binding; DNA-binding transcription factor activity, RNA polymerase II-specific; RNA polymerase II cis-regulatory region sequence-specific DNA binding.
GGUAUAUGGGUACGUUUUGGCUUUUGACAGUAUACCGAAUUGUGGCUUUCUGCCUUAUUUCUCAGUCCUUUUUAAAACAUGAAAAAACAUUUAUUCUAUUGUGUGGGUAUAUAACAUGGUGUAGAACCACAGUUAAUCACUGUACUACAUUUUUUGCUGUUUCCAGUAAUAGGAUUUGCAUGCAUAUAUUGUGUGAAACUGAAUCAUCUGCACUGCUGCAAUCUGUGAGCAGAAACAACCAAUUGUAGGAGAACCGUGGGCAUAACCUGGUGUUAAUUGUUCCAGCAUUAGCAGCAAGGGGGGUUCUUUCUGUCCCUGCAUUCCUUUAAGACCCCAAAGUAGAUCUGAAAAAGAAAUUGGUGAUUGUGUAGUUAAUGAAACUCUGUCCUUUGUCUGCAUUGAGGGUAUGAUUAAGUGAGGGUUGGAUACCAGCUGCAUCAGCUGAGGUACAGCUUCAGCAUGUUCUUUGCUAGUGUGUCAUCACCCAUCUCUAGUUUUAGUGGAAGUCUGAGGUAUUCAUAGUACUACAUGCACAGAAGGUGCCAUCCCAUAGCUGUACCUCUUUAUAGCUCUGUUAGCUACUAGGAGAAUACUCCUUUUAAUGAUAAUUUGCUUUCCUUGCAGAAAUUCUAAUUUAAGUUAAAAUAAUAGUCUUUGCAUUGAAUUUUCGGUGUAGCAUAAUAUGUAAUAGGUUUGGGCAUCUAAUUAUAUAAUCUGAAAACAAAUUAGACUGCUUAUUGAGAAGAAGGGAAAGCGCAGCUUGUUCUGUAAUCCAAGAUUGAUGUAAUUUAAGAUAAUUUUUCAUAACCAUUUAUGUUGAAAAAAAGGAUUACCUGAGUGUGAAGGCUGGAAAUUGUAAAGGAUUGCAUUAGUUCUGAAAUCGCAAUAUUAAAUUAGCAGUCAUGGUCCAGAGCUGUAUAUUAUUUUGUAACGGCAAGUAUUUGUUAGCUACCCUAAGAGUUUCAGAUGGCUGUGACCAUAAUUGAGGAGUGCUGGAGCACUGCAUGAAGGUUCUGGAACUGCUCUGUAAUUCUUGCAAAUGUGAAAUAAUUUGAUUUUUAGCCAAAGCCUAAAACUACAUUGAAAUUUGGUUGUCUGGCUGGAAUUGGGUUGGUUAAAUCCUAGACUGUUUUCCUCAUGGAUAAUAUUUGACUUGUGUUUUUAUAGUACUGGCUGCUCUAUGGACCUAACUUACUCUGUUACGGCACUAUUGAGAAAUGAUUUUGGGGAAUUCCUUGGCUUUGCAAGAAGAGUGUUAUGUCAUUGUCCCCAGGAGUUAGUAUUGCUGAUGUAACAAUUUGAGAGAAGUAGGUUUGAUCAAACAAUAUAUGGAGACAAUGUGGAAAGGAUGAUAGUGACACCAGGUGAUACAAGUUCUUUGGUUCUUUUGUAUUCUCAGUUAAGUUGAAACCUCCUUGGGGUGGAUCCGUGACUUUUUCUUGAAAUUACCAUCAUUGUGGACCACUUCUUGCUUCCUUCGCUUGAGGAUUUGAAGAGUAUAAAAGAAGGAAUGAUCUGCUCAGUUCCUUCCUUGACAAUGAAGAUGCAGUAAGCAUGGAUUGUGUUUUCCACAUUUCUCACCUUUAAGAUUAUUUGUUACCCUGUUUUGUAUUUUUUCAUAUAAACCCCCCCCCAAAGACAGAGUUGUACCCACCUGGCAUUUGUGGCGUGGCCUGCACAGAAUAGGAAUUCUGCAUCACCUGCUGGAGCAAAGGCAUUUAACAUGGUCAUGCUAAAGGAGGUAAAGCAAUGUAGCACUACAACUGACUUUUCACAUCAUCUCAUCUUGGUGGCCUCCAGCCUGGCUUGAACAACAUCUGGAGCUUCGGUUUCCACGCGCAGACUGCCUGGUGCUGGACUGACGCAGUAGAGACCACCUGAUUCUGUGGGUCAGCCCUGUGCAGCGUGACCCUAGGCACUGACAGAGUGCCAGCAUCUCCCUCGCAAUGGCAACUUGGUUUGGUGCCAAGGAUCCAGCGCUGUCAGUUCUGUUGUCUGUGAAUGAUCUUGGCUGACUAUGGAUCCAGGUGGUGGAAGUCUUGGAUUGCAAACACAAGAAUCCAAAAUGCCUCACACUAUGAUUAUGCAGGAUUUUGUGGCUGGAAUGGCUGGCACUGCUCAUAUUGAUGGAGACCAUAUUGUUGUAUCAGUUCCUGAAGCUGUCCUAGUUUCUGAUGUUGUUACCGAUGAUGGAAUAACUCUUGAUCAUGGCUUAGCAGCUGAAGUUGUCCAAGGACCUGACAUCAUCACUGAAACUGAUGUUGUAACAGAAGGUGUAAUUGUUCCUGAUUCUGUUUUGGAAGCUGAUGUUGCUAUUGAAGAAGCUUUAGAUACCAGUGAUCAUGUUUUGACUUCUGAUCUAAUAACAGAAACGGUUAGAGUUCCCGAUCAGGUUUUUGUGGCUGAUCUUGUAACGGGUCCUGAUGGACAUUUGGAGCAUGUGGUGCAAGACUCUGUGUCAGGAGCCAACUCACCAACGAUGGUUUCAGAAGAAGUUCUCGUAACGAACUCGGAUUCUGAAGCAGUCAUUCAAGCAGCUGGUACUGUUCCUGGCUCCACAGUGACUAUAAAAACAGAAGACGAUGAUGAUGGCAAGAGCACAUCUGAGGACUACUUAAUGAUAUCUUUGGAUGAUGUUGGAGAAAAAUUGGACCAUAUAGGAAGCACUCCCUUGAAAAUCAGCACUGAGGUGGCAAAUGAUGAUGUUGCUAAAGAUGACGGGUUUGGUUCAGAAGUCAUCAAAGUCUACAUAUUUAAAGCUGAAGCUGAAGAUGAUGUCGAAAUAGGUGGGACAGAAAUCGUCACAGAGAGCGACUUUCACAAUGGACAUUCUGUAGCUGGAGUAAUUGAACAAGGAGGUGUUGGUAGAAUGCAGCGAGAAAAAAUGGUUUACAUGGCUGUGAAGGACUCUUCUCAGGAAGAUGAAGAUAUUAGCUGUGCUGAAAUAGCAGAUGAAGUUUAUAUGGAAGUCAUUGUAGGUGAAGAAGAAGCCACGCCACUUCCAGACACACAGCUCGAAGACUCCAGCGUGAAUAAAACCUUUGUCCCUGUUGCUUGGGCUGCUGCUUACGGAGAUGAAAGAAGGUUACCCAGAAGAUACGAAGAUGGUCAAGCGGCAGGAAAUAACUUGGAUACACGAUUAGAAAACAAAAACGGUAAUGCAACACAAUACCUGCAGAUUUGUGAUAGCAUUAGCACUAAUAGAGUGCUAAAACAAAAAACCAAGAAAAGGAGGAGAGGAGAGGCCAGGCAAUGGCAAACAGCUGUUAUAAUAGGUCCUGAUGGACAGCCCUUAACAGUUUACCCUUGUCAUAUUUGUGGGAAAAAAUUUAAAUCCAGAGGAUUCUUGAAAAGGCACAUGAAGAAUCAUCCAGAUCAUAUGAUUAAGAAGAAGUACCAGUGUACAGACUGUGACUUUACAACUAACAAAAAAGUAAGUUUCCACAAUCAUCUGGAAAGCCAUAAACUUAUAAAUAAAGUUGAUAAAACGCAUGAGUUCACAGAAUAUACAAGAAGAUACAGAGAAGCAAGCCCAUUGAGUUCUAACAAACUCAUACUGAGGGACAAGGAGCCCAAGCUACACAAGUGCAAAUAUUGUGACUAUGAAACUGCAGAGCAGGGACUACUCAAUAGACACCUACUUGCAGUUCAUAGUAAGAACUUCCCUCAUGUGUGUGUGGAAUGUGGGAAAGGAUUCCGUCACCCAUCAGAGCUGAAAAAGCAUAUGAGGACCCACACUGGGGAAAAGCCAUACCAGUGUCAGCACUGUGUCUUCAGGUGUGCUGAUCAGUCCAACCUGAAAACUCACAUCAAAACCAAACACGGGACUGAUCUACCGUUUAAGUGUGAGCACUGUCCCCAGGCUUUUGCAGAUGAAAAAGAACUGCAGCAGCACACAGAACUAUUUCAAGGGCAUAAGACUCACCAAUGUCCACAUUGUGACCAUAAGAGCACCAAUUCAAGUGACCUGAAGCGACACAUUAUUUCAGUUCACACAAAGGAUUUUCCCCACAAAUGUGAGGUAUGUGAAAAAGGCUUCCAUCGUCCAUCUGAGCUCAAAAAGCAUAGUGAAACCCAUAAAGGUAAAAAAAUACAUCAGUGUAGACACUGUGACUUUAAAACGUCAGAUCCUUUUGUACUUAGCGGGCAUAUCCUCUCAGUUCACACCAAGGACCUGCCUUUUAAAUGCAAAAGAUGUAAAAGAGGAUUUAGGCAGCAGAAUGAACUUAAGAAGCACAUGAAGACCCACAGUGGAAGAAAAGUGUAUCAAUGCCAGUAUUGUGAAUAUAGCACUACGGAUGCGUCAGGCUUUAAACGACACGUAAUAUCAAUACACACAAAGGACUAUCCACAUAGGUGUGAGUAUUGCAAAAAGGGGUUCCGUAGACCAUCCGAAAAAAAUCAGCAUAUAAUGAGGCACCACAAAGAGGCCAUAAUAUGAUCUCCAGAAGGAAGCAAUUUAGAAACUGUGAUAUGCUAAUUGGGGAAAAAAAAAAUCUCAUGAACUGUUUCUCCUGGUUUCAAAGCUUGAUAUUAAACCAUAACUUUACAUUCUUUGUAUUAAAAGUCUUAAAAGUAUUAGGGUUGACAGGGGAUCUCAUAGCCCUAUGAUUGUUGCUUAUCAGAACCUAAAGAGCACUAUAGAAUGCAGAAGGAUGGAUGAAUGUCUUAAAUUUGCAGAAAGAUGGAUGAAUGUCUUUAAAUUAAUAGUAUUACACGUCGUUAAGCUAUAGAAGACAAAACAAAGGUGAUUGUGUUACCCAUUUUGUCAGUAACAGCGUUUGUCUCCAAUAUGAACACAGUUCAGAUAUAUGGUGGGGUUAUUUACAAACUGUUUGCAAAGGCGACCGUGUCUUAACUUCUUGUGCAGUUUUGAAAGGAGAGUAUUAGCCAGUUACUUGAUCAUAACGUUUUAAAAUCGUGCCUAGGAAUUAAAUUCCAGAACUGGUCAAUUUGGGGGGUCUCUUUUGGGUUUUGUGGGGGUUUCUUUUAAAAAAAGACAUUUCAUUAGGAAACUUUUUUGUUUCCUGUAUUAGUUUAGGUCCAACAAGGAAAUUUUUAAUGGUUUCAAAGCUGCUAACCUAUUUCAUUGCAGGAUAUGAUGUUUAAAAUAUAGCAUUAUGUUAUGGUCUCAGAGGUGGUGUUCUGGUGCUAGGGUUAAAGGUGUGUAUGUAUAUAAUUUCCCUUUUUUAUCUGAAUCUCCAGUUGAAUGUCGUUCAGUAUGGCACAUAGAACAAAAUUAACUUUGGAUUUGACUUUUUUUCUUCCUCAAGGCUAAAACGGAUGCAGCUCAUAGUGUUGUGACCCAACACUGAAUUCUUUUCCUCGCUACUUUAAAACCGUCUCUAAAAAAACCCAUUGAAAACAGACUUGAAAAGUGUCAGAUUUUGUUAAUUAACAUUCAGAGUACUUAGAAGUUCUUUAGGGCAGUGUUCUUAACUGGUACGACGAGUGUCGUCCUGCCUCCUAAUGUGAAAUCUUCCAUAUAGACAUGAAAUUGCACCUUUUAAUCAACCCUUUACAAAAGUCUCUACCAUACUAUAAACAUGCAUUUUCAAUCUGUAAGAAAGUAUAUAUGCAGUAUUUAACCAGAGAAAUAUGCUGCCACUAGAGUUUGGAGGUGGAUCUUCAGUUUACAGUGUAUACAUUUAAAAUAUGCAUCCCUUUAAACAAUGCUUUGUGUUAGCAUGCUGCGAAUCAAAUGGCGCUUAAUAUAACAAGCUGGUCUAGGGCUAUUUAAUGAAAAACCUGUUCAUAAAUGUUAUGCAUAUAAUGUGUAUUUUUUACUUUUUUAGUUGCUUCAUGUUUGCACACAGCUGUUCACAUGAUAAAUUGUAACUUCAUGCUAUAUUGUGGCUUUGUGUUUCAGAACUGUUCAUAUUUUGGUUUUUUGCACCAGACGAGAAUCAGUUCCUUGAGAAUAAAUUUUUUUUAUAUUUCUAAACUUCAGAAAGUUAAAUUUGGGAAAUCUCCUUAGAAAAAUCCGUGUUUUCUGUGGCUGUAAAAACUGAUGUACACGCUGUAAAAUAAGAGUGUCACUGUUAUGUGGGAUUAUGAUUUCUAAAUGUGUUACUCAUCGUAACGGGCAUACAAUAAAACGCAUCUCUUGCACUCCAAA